Molecule: messenger RNA, 2830 nt
Organism: Lathyrus oleraceus (garden pea)
Lineage: Eukaryota; Viridiplantae; Streptophyta; Magnoliopsida; Fabales; Fabaceae
Product: protein kinase STUNTED
Exons: 9
Coding region: 246-2495 (749 amino acids)
Biological process (GO): protein phosphorylation
Molecular function (GO): protein kinase activity; ATP binding
Source: RefSeq, a predicted model, not a curated record
AAAAGUUAGUAUAAGCGUGUCACUCUUCUUUCUUCCACCUAUUCUAGUUGUGGCGUUCUCUUCUGUCGGGUGCUACCUUCAAACUCAAAUUUCCAACAACUGUUAAAUCCAAACCAAACCUUAUUUUCCGACACAAACCUCUGUCUCUGUGUGUGUCAUAUAACAAACAAACAACCUCGUAUACUCCAAGGAAAAAAACAACAACAUCGUACUCUUACUCUGAUCGUGAUCAUCUGACCAAAAAAAUGCAAAAAAUAUCUCAUAACGGCGGCGGCUCCGGUCGCCGGACGGUGGUGGUGGGAGUCAAAAUGGAUUCUCCCAGUAAAGAGCUUCUGACUUGGGCUUUAGUUAAAGUUGCUCAACCCGGUGAUCUCGUUGUUGCUCUGCAUGUUCUUGGUACCCAUGAAAUUAUGAAUGGAGAUGGAAAAUCGUCGUUGCUUUCUCUUGUGAAAGCGUUUGACUCUGUUCUUAAUGUUUAUGAAGGGUUCUGUAAUCUGAAGCAGGUGGAUCUUAAGCUAAAAAUUUGCCGUGGAACAUCGGUGAAGAAAAUUUUGGUGCGAGAAGCAAAUGUUUAUUGUGCAACUCAUGUUAUUGUUGGGAGUGUUCAUGGCUUCCAUAGAAUCCGAACUUCUAGCUCUGUAGCUAAGUACUGUGCUGGAAAGAUAGCUCAUGAUUGUUGUGUUCUUGCUGUUAAUAAUGGGAAAGUUGUGUUCCGGCGCGGUAGAUUGGAAGAAUCAAGUGUUGUUGAUGUACAAGGGUUUGAUUGUCAUCGCGGAGAUGGUUUGCUUGGUUCGAUUCGUUCGACACUCGGUAGUACUACGAAAGUAUCGAAUGAUGAUGGUGAUAAGGGAACCAAACGGGUUUCGGAUCAUAGUUUAGGUAAGAUUUUACUUGAUUCUACAGAAAAAGUAAGGGAUCGAAGUUGUUCGAUUUGCGGGGCAAUGGAAGAGAAUUCAUGCCAUCAAUGUGGAGAAGCGCCUUCGAAAGAAUCCGAAGGCUCUUCUUCUCGUGAUGGUGACAAUGGGAAUUCUUUGGCAAUAGUGCCUGUACUGACCAUUGAUGCGGGGCAACAACCGGAAUUGAAACCCGGUUGGCCGCUACUUCAUCGGAAGAUUUUAUCAGAAAGACAAUUACUUAUUAAACCGUUCAAGCGCCAGCAGACCUCUGUCGUCCAGUGGGCAAUGAGCUUGCCGAAUAGAAAUGUAUCAUAUGGUGGUGUUGAUCAUGAUAAACAACUUAGCAUUUGUGAUCAAGGUCGGGAUCAACCGGCGAAGUUAAAUAGUGAGAGCGGCGCUCUUGUUCCGGUAGAUUCCGAAAUAGGGAAAACAUAUUCAUUGCCUGAAUGCACUUUAAAAACCAUUCCUAAAGAAUUGGAGGGCCUUCCGGAGAAAUACUCAUCAACUUGUAGAUUGUUCGAGUACCAAGAACUUGUAUCGGCAACAUCAAAUUUUUUGCCUGAAAACUUGAUUGGUAAAGGAGGAAGUAGUUUGGUUUAUCGAGGCUGCCUUCGCGAUGGCAAGGAACUUGCUGUCAAGAUCCUAAAGCCUUCUUAUGAUGUUUUGAAAGAGUUUCUUUUGGAAAUCGAAAUCAUUACUACAUUGCAUCACAAAAACAUUAUUACACUCCUCGGAUUCUGCUUCGAGAACGGAAAGCUUCUUCUAGUCUACGAUUUCUUAUCAAGAGGAAGCCUUGAAGAGAACAUUCACGGUACUAAGAAAAACCCUCGCGAGUUCGGUUGGGCACAGAGAUAUAAGGUUGCUGCAGGUGUUGCCGAGGCUUUAGAUUACCUGCAUUGUAAAGAUGAUCAUCCUGUGAUUCACCGGGAUGUAAAGUCCUCCAAUGUAUUACUAUCCGAAGAUUUCGAACCGCGGCUAUCUGAUUUUGGAUUGGCUACGUGGGCAUCAACCUCGUCAUCAUAUAUAACGUGCACAGAUGUUGCUGGAACCUUCGGUUAUAUGGCUCCCGAGUACUUCAUGUACGGCAAAGUAAGCGAUAAGAUCGACGUCUAUGCAUUUGGUGUCGUGCUUCUCGAGCUUCUGUCAGGGAGAAAGCCCAUAAGUGUUGAUUAUCCAAAAGGUCAACAGAGUCUCGUCAUGUGGGCAACUCCAAUUCUAAAUAGUGGAAAGGUGUCACAAUUGUUAGAUCCUAGUUUGGGUGAUAACUAUGAUCAUGAGGAGAUGGAAAGAAUGGUUUUAGCAGCCACUCUUUGCAUCAAACGUGCUCCAAAAGCUAGGCCUCAAAUGAGCAUUGUAUCAAAGCUCCUUCGAGGCGACGACGAUACAAUCAAGUGGGCAAAGUUAGAAGUGAAUGCUUUGGAAGCGCGCGAAAAGCUCGAAGACGAAACAUGUCCUCCUAGUAAUCUACUAAAGUCACAUCUUAAUCUUGCACUACUUGAUGUGGAAGAUGACUCACUCUCCAUGUCUAGUGUUGAGCAAAGUGUGUCAUUAGAGGAAUACUUGAGAGGAAGAUGGAGUAGAACAUCAAGUUUUGACUGAGAAAAUGAAGUACAAAAAUGUUGUAUUCUUCUAUACUUUUCAUUGUAAUAACUUGUAGAUAAAGUUUUUCCUUUACAUCUUCCAUAAACUUUGGCAUCAUUAGAGGGGGUUUAGGAUGAGAGGUUGUUAGUGUGUGCACUCCACCUUACCUUAAUAAUGAGAAAACUAAGUCUAGUUAAUUAGUUGGGCUAGUUCUCCUUUUUCCUUUAUACUUCAAAUGUUGUCUAUUUUUUGGUCCAUUGAGUUUUUUGUAUAGGAUGAAUAAGUUGUAUUUUAGAGCAUUAAGAUCAUUGCUCUUAUUCCUAAUCAUAUUAGAAAUUUAGUUACUUGGAUUA